UUGGCCGCCACCACAUUGUAGACUGCUGACCGCAGGAAAGCACCCGCAGACAUAUCGUUAUUCACAGAUCACCCUAGCUCAUGCUGCAAUAACUGUCCGGAACAAUUCCCCGUGCUAGCUAGUCUACUUGUUACCCAGCGAAGACAGUGAGUGCCAUGUCACAACCAUCGCAUUCGCGGGCCCCGUCGCCCGCGCACUCCAUCGACACCGAGAUGCACGAGCUCAACCACGAAGCGGACUACCUCGACGAGAAGACGCACGUCGUGGCGCACGGGCCCAACGGGACCGACGUCAAGCUGCAGCGGCACAACAGCGACCCCGACGCGCAGGCGAUGGUCAUCGAGUCGCUGCGGUCGCAGGUGCAGGACCUCUUCUCGCAGGUGUCGCAGCUGAACAACAAGCUCGUCAAGUCGUACGACCGCAUGUCCGACGUUGAGGACGAGCUGCACGUCACGACCUCGAACCUGCGCAGCGCGACGCUCAAGAUUGGCGAGCUCGAGCUCGAGCGUGCGCAACACCUCUCCGCGCUGAGCUCCGGACUGCUCGUCGAGAAGGACCACGUCACAACGGAGUUGAACCGCCUCAUGGAGCGCGCGACGGAUGAGGCGGCGCAGCGCGGCCAGGCGGAGAGUGCGCGUGCGCAGAUCGAGAAGGAGCUCGACGACCUCAGCGCGGGGCUCUUCAACCAGGCGAACAGCAUGGUAGCGGAGGCGCGCAUCGCGCAGGCAAGGAGUGAACGGAAGGCGGAGGGGACGGAGCGUGCGCUUCACGAGGCCGAGGAGGUAGUCGGGAUGCUGCAGACGCAGAUGCAGACACUGCAGGCGGAGAAGGAGCGUGCGGACCGGCGGAUGGAGGAUAUGCGUGCUACGAUGGGUAAGGGCAAGUGGGUCGACCGGGUGCAUGAGCCAAGUCCAGCCAUUCGACGUCUGUUGUCUUCGCAUGCACCAUACCAAGAGUACUUGUCCUUCAUCGCGCACCUGCGUUCAAUACGGCCGGCGACUCAACAUCCACCAGCGAUGUCGACGCUGCUCCCAUUGCCUUUCUUAGCUCGGCUAGUGACUGAAGACUCUGAUCCGACGGUCCGGCUGGACCUUGCGCCCUCACUGAACUGGCUGUCGCGGAGAUCCGUUAUUUCAGCCAUCCACGGCGGAGAACUCUCCAUCGAACCCAUGCCUACCCUUGCGCUCCUGCAAGAACUCGCGCCCUCCGCCAUACCUGGCCAAUCACACAAUACCCACAUCUCAUGUGCUCUCUGCGGGACGAGCAUUAUCUCUCCGUCCAACAGUGCCUCAGGUUCGCCCACCACAGCCAACUUUCCGUCUCCGACAUCCCACCGACCAUCCAUCAACAACACCUGGUCCGCAUCCCGCUUCAAAAACUCCCUCGUCCACACCCUCUCCUCCGGCCCCGGCGCGCUCGUGCAAUCGCGUAGCCAAUCCCCUGCCCCGCCCGCGCUGGCCAGCGAGCCCCCCACCACAGUAUAUAUCUUCCGCAUCGCGACGACGUCCACGGGGCUGCCCGUGUCCCUCCCACUGUCUCCGCAGAACAAUACCCAAGCAAAACCGACGAUAUACCCGCUCUGCACGGCGCACUGGUGCCUCACGCGCCUGCGCGCUACAUGCUCGAUGUGGGCGUUCGUCCGCACGGGCAUCGUCGAGAAGAUAUGGGACGACGGCGUGUACAUGCCCCCUGCGAGCCUCCGCGCUGCGCAGCCACCUCCAGCGACAUCAAUGGCACAAACAUGA
This is a messenger RNA of Fomitopsis serialis, 1745 nucleotides long. RefSeq lists its product as uncharacterized. The record is from RefSeq and is a predicted model, not a curated record. The transcript is spliced from 2 exons. Gene Ontology annotation, cellular component: Golgi to plasma membrane transport vesicle; cell tip. Gene Ontology annotation, molecular function: guanyl-nucleotide exchange factor activity. The coding region runs from base 156 to 1745 and encodes 529 amino acids. Gene Ontology annotation, biological process: exocytosis. NCBI's taxonomy places the organism in Eukaryota, Fungi, Basidiomycota, Agaricomycetes, Polyporales, Fomitopsidaceae.